Molecule: messenger RNA, 1253 nt
Organism: Camelina sativa (false flax)
Lineage: Eukaryota; Viridiplantae; Streptophyta; Magnoliopsida; Brassicales; Brassicaceae
Source: RefSeq, a predicted model, not a curated record
CGUGACGAUGGCUAUGAAAAGUGGUUGCAUUUAUGAGAAAUGGUCCAUCCUUUUUAUCUUAAUCACACACUCGGAAAAAGUUUCCAAUAAUCGUUAACCAUUUCUUCAAUGAACACUCUUGUGAAGAGCGGUGGCGCGUGGAUGGUUUCCCCGUCGUUGGCGGCGGCUGCUCUGAGGAGAAUUAGAGUGUCUGGUUUCGCCACGUCAUCAUCAUCUUCUUCUUCUCCCAAUUGGGAAGGUGGAGUUUCCUUAGUCCAGGGAGCUUCUAGAGGCAUCGGCCUCGAAUUUGUACGACAGUUGCUGGAGAAGAAUGAGAAAGGGUAUGUUGUUGCUACUUGCCGAAAUCCAAAAGAUGCAACAAGUCUCUCUGAUUUGAAGAACCGUUUCUCUGAAAGGCUUGUCAUCCAAAAGCUUGAUGUUACAGAUGAAGCUACCAUUGAGGAAUCAGCCGAAUCUGUAAAAGAUAGAUAUGGUUCUCUGAACCUACUUGUAAAUGCAGCUGGUAUACUUUCCAUUCCUGGUGUACUGCAGCCAGAAACAACAUUGUACAAGGUUGAAAAAUCAUCAUUGAUGCUUGCUUAUGAGGUUAACGCUGUUGGUCCAAUGCUAAUGAUGAAGCAUAUGUGGCCUCUCCUUAAGGCUGGUGGAGGAAGUGGAACCGAGAGGGAAGUUGCAGUUGUAGCCAAUUUAAGCGCUCGAGUUGGAUCCAUUGGAGAUAAUCGACUUGGUGGUUGGCACUCUUACAGGGCUUCAAAAACCGCACUCAAUCAACUGACUAAAAAUGUAUCAGUUGAGUUGGGUAGGAGGAAAGAUCCUGUGGUAUGCAUUCUACUGCAUCCAGGCACAGUAGACACUGAUCUCUCUCGACCGUUUCAAAAGAAUGUUCCCGAAGGAAAGCUUUUCACAAGAGAGUACUCCGUUCAGAAGUUAUUGCACAUCAUCAACAAUGCAAAGAAACAAGAUAACGGCAAGUUCUUUGCUUGGGACGGUCAGGAGAUACCUUGGUGAUUGCUUGAAUACUACUGUAUUCUCGAAACUGAAUAGGGAAUUCUUGUCGGGAUCUCUUUUUCUGCUUUCUUGUUUCGCGAGCAUUUCCUUGGAGUAUUAUCGAAUAACUUGGAGUGAGUAUCCAGAAGCUUAGAGCUCUCUGAGUAUAUAAUAAUCAUUGUGAUGGUCCAAUCUUCUAUAUACAUUGUAUUACUGAAUAAUUUCACACGCUACUUUUGAAAUGUUGAGUCCAAAGCAUUGCCAUA